Molecule: messenger RNA, 4797 nt
Organism: Liolophura sinensis
Lineage: Eukaryota; Metazoa; Mollusca; Polyplacophora; Chitonida; Chitonidae
Exons: 6
Coding region: 226-2289 (687 amino acids)
Source: RefSeq, a predicted model, not a curated record
UCGAUACUCGCGAAGUAAACAGUGGAAAUAGCGGGUAGAAAAUGCGUUGAUUUUCAUUUGAUCGGGCUCUAUAAAUUGCCGUAGUAGUUUAAAAUCAAAAUUAAGUAUGAAACUGCUUUUGAUAUGCGUCGUUUAUUUCUUGAAAGGGGUAGCUUUUGCCUCGAAAACCUACCCGGUAUCGGAAGGUUUGUCUGACAGUGGGCAGCAAACAUCAACAAGCUUUGGAUGUGGAUGGAUGGUGUUCUCACAGAACAAACUUACAGUGUGAUCAUCAAAACAAAUGAAUCCAUAGCAGACAAAGCUGUAUUUCUCGAUUUCCUAACAGGAAAGACGAAAGAAGAUUGCCUGCAGAGUUGCUGUUCUCUAUCUGACUGCAAUUUGGCAGUUUAUGAAAAUAAGGAUGACAGGAAUUGUUACCUGUUUAAUUGUGGUACGGGUGAGAAAUCCAGGUGUCAUUUUGCGCGUCAUGAAGGUUACAUGAUAAUGACGCUCAGUGGAAAGAGUUCACAGCCCAAAUCGCCACUGACCAAGUUGAAAGAGAGUCAACACGAAGAUGAACUAGAAGGUCUCAUGGACCAGAAAGCUGAAAUAUUACCAAACAAGGAUGAUGUCAAACCUACAAUUCGGCCAAAAAUUGAAACAACAGCCGCUCCACUUAAAUCAGAAGAUCCUGAUGCUGGUCAGCUGUAUUCAGAGUGUGCAGAUGGUUUAUAUUGUGAUGAUGACAAUGCUGUCUGUCGACGAGGUGUUUGUGUGUGCAAGUCAGGCUACAAUUCCAGGUCCCAAACGUGCCGUGCUCCCCAUGAGGAAUCCCUUCAACAGCUCAGCUCUCAGAAUCCUCCUCCUGAAGGACGAGAUGGUCGCCCUCCUAUUAGUACCUCUGCAGCUAAGGACGACCAUGUUGACUCUCCUCAAGCAGAGGAGCAAGAGUUACCUGCCUUUGCACCCUCUGUAGGCAAGGCAUGGGCAGAGCAGAGCUCAGAGGAAGACAAGAAACAAUCCGCCGAAGUGUCCGAGAUGAGAGAAGACACUGUUGCUCCUGCUAAAAUGAUACACAGCCCUGAGAAGGAGCUACAGGAGACAAAACCAUCACUGAAGAAAGAGAAGGUUUUGAACUCUGAUGUUAUAGGGGAGCCUCAGACAGGAUAUGUUUCAUCAACACAUUCACCUAAAGCUGAUGGGAAGUCGCACUCUUACCAGAAACCACAAACUGAUGCUGACCGAGCAUCCAUAGGUGAGGGGCAGGGUCAAGGCCCAGGGGAGGAGCCUCAAGUAAGCAGGCCAGAGUCUGUACAGCCUGAGUACCCCAGCAGACCCAAGCCCUACCAACUUAGUCAUAGACCGGGUGUCAUGAGAGGCCCUACAGCAGACAGACAACCAGACGGCCAGCCAGUCAUACAACCAGACAGCCAGACAAACAUACAACCAGUUAGACAACCAAACAUACAGCCAAUGAGACAACCAGUCAGACAGCCAAACAUGCAACCAUUUAGACAACCAGUCCGGCAACCGGGCAGGCAACCAGUUAGACAACCAAACAGACAGCCUGUCAGACAACCACUGAAUCCAAGGACCCGUUACCCAUACCCUUAUAAUAUUGAUGCGGAUCGUAGCCAGGUGCCUCAGUACCCUGUACAGUAUCCAUCAUACGAAUGGGACUACCGACCUGACGAAUAUGGUGGAUCCUUCAGGGGUGAAGAUUACAACCCAGGGCCUCUGGACCAGGGUGGGUACGACUACCCAUACAGACAUUCCAACUUCGGACCAGAUGACAUACCUGUAUCCAGUAAAUCACACAUCAACAGAGUCAAAGUGAACCAUGGGAAAGUUCCUGAGUCCGCGAAAAGCCCAGCAGAACACAUGCAGGAGCCUCCUGUGAUGGCCACAGCUAAGCCUUCAACCCAAACUACUGCUCGUACCCCUGCCACUACCCCAGCUCCCACACCAGGCUGGAAAUCCAGUCAAUCACCCUUAACUACUACCACAAUUGUCAGCACAAGCCAGAGCACGCCCAAACCUCCUGUCUCACAGUCCCAGAACUCUACAGGUGGGCAUCUUGCAGAAGAGGUGAAUGGAGCACGUGAUGUGGCGGUGGAACAGAUCAUUAUUGCCAGUCCGACUGACUCAGCCCAGGGCCCCAUCGUCGCUCUGGCCCUGGGCCUGGCUUUCACUGUCAUGUUACUCAUUUUUGUGGGGUGCAGGCUCAGAAAUGUAAAGAGAAGAAUCCGAAAAGGGAGAGCACUCCACUCAAAUGAAGCAGAUUAUCUCAUUAAUGGCAUGUACUUAUAGUUAUCUCCCUUGUUUAACCAGCUUGUUUGGUGCGAGGUUGAGUCAUAAACUGCACUCGAUGUGAUUCUCAUUUUCAGCUGAAGGUAACGAAACAUCAUUUUAACAUGUGACUGUGUUUGCCCAUGAAACAGGAAGUCAGGCUUUUUUACCAAACUGUAGAAUGAUUGAGCUGGUUGUUGAGAUUUAUCAUGGAAGAACUGAUAUUCAACUACACAGUACUGAAACUCAUCUUGAUUUUUUCAAAACAUUUUCAGGAGAUCAAAGGCUUUGAAUUAAAGAGAUCUUGAGGAUUUUAAUGUUUAAAUUGUGCAUGUGUGAGUCUGGGAGAGAUUAACCUAUUUAAUUAGACUAAAAACCAUGUCUGCGAACAGACAUAAUUUUCAAGGUAAAUGUUAGAAAUAUAUGUUUAACUAUUACUAUAAUUCCAGUAAAUGACAGUAAAAAAGAAAAAAAAGUGUGCUAUAGUAAGUACAUAGACUUGUUUUUCUAGCCCAUAACCAUUCAGAGCUGAGUAAUGUUUAUGAUAAAAAUUACAAUCAUCUUAUUCCUUACAGACCAGACUUAUGAGACCUGUAAUUUGUGGUUUUCUCUGUCACCAUUAGAAAGAUUUGUAGCUAACAUUCUGAAAACUCGGCAUUCCUGUUAUAUCCAGCUUCAUUCAUUCCUGAUUGGUUGUUUUAUCAGCCACUUUAAUGAUGCUGAUGUUUGAGGUGAAGAGAGUCUCAUGGUUCUCAAAUUAAAGUUGGAGGCUUGUUACUCAUAAGUUGAGCGUAGAAGGAAAGUUGUCCUAGAAACCAGCAUUCCAUUAAUCGUGUGCAGAAAGGGAUUUAAUAGAUGGUCAGCAUUUAACUUCUUGUUUAGAUAAGAUGAAUGAGGUAAUGUGUUACAGACCGCACACAAGGGAGGCUGUAACUUUUUUGUACGUUUUGGGACUACAUUGUAAAUUUACAACACAUUUUUAAAUGCAUGAGUGAAAGAGGUUGUAAUUAUAAUGUAAAGUGUGAAUGGUUGUAUAAAAAAAUACAAAUGUUAUAUACAGUAAGAAUAUUAUACAACUGUACAUAUGCAUUUGGUGUAAUUAGUCUUUCACAAUUUAUGGAUGUCUUGUUUUAGGCUCGGUGGUACAUGUACGUAGUCAGAUUAUGUCAUAUUCCAUAGCUCUAGGUGACUUCACUGUGAUCUGCUCAAUUAUCCCUUCUCUGGUGUGACGAGAUUUUGUUUUGGUAGGUGCUUGUCUGAUGACGUGUGAGCCUUUUACUUAGCUAGCUACUGGUAGGCUUUGUUUUGAGUACAACAUGGCAGCCACAUUAUGCUUGACAGGUCAGAUGGACUUUGCGCUUGAUGAAGUAUAUCCAGUAUCUUGUGUGAGUGUACAAUAUAUAUACAUGUGUAUAGAUAUAUUUAUGUAUAUGUGUGAAUUUGUCUAUCCACUUUCUACUCAAUGGCCUCGACUGUACAAUCAAAAUAAACCAUAAAGGUAGAGAUAUCCAUUUUGACAGCAAAUACUGCAGUGCUGGCAACUUAUGUCUUGAACAAGUUUGAUUCUUUUAUAUAAGCCACAUGUGUUUAAUAAGGAGCCUGAUCUGUCAGAUCAGAAAGGAAUCCAGUCUUGUUUUCAUGAUGGUUAAUUUUAUUGAAUUCAAUUGAAAUUUGGUCCAUGGUUUCACCAUGACAAGUCACAGAUCAAAUUGUUUGAAGACGUUUUAUCUGUUUUCGUGAAAAUUAUGUUUUUGUCCUGUUUUGGACUUUUUUUUCACAAAUCUUUGUUCAUGUUAAUUUUCAUCAGCUGUGUAUGUAGUUGGUAUCAUUUGCCAUAAGAAGGUGUGGUAAUCAAUAAUUGUAAAGCAGAAGUGAAGGUUUAGACAAGCUUUAUUCGUGUUUGCUCCCAGUGCAGUCAACCCAAGUGGCAUUUCUUCUUGGUACAGUAUGUCCACUAAGGUGUACAAUUAUCAUUAUAUCUGUCAUUGUACUCAGUUCUGUGAUAGCUUGUGACAUCACAUUCCCUUAUUUUACAAGUGCAAUUCACAUUUACCAGUCUUUAGUUUUAGUAUCUUUAAUUAUGUUUACAUAUUUUCACAAUGUUUGGCAUGUUGGAAAAUUUUAUCACACCUGGUGUGCCAACUCUUUGCCAGAAAGUACAUGUAGUCCUAGAUAUUUAUUUGCAGGAUGUGUUUCAGUUCAUAAAUGAAGUUGUUGAACCAACUGAGCAGUUCUAAUGAAAAUAUGUUUUCACCAUGAACACUGAGGAUGUAAACAUCCUAUAUACAGAUAUACAUUAAGUUUUGGGAAGUUUUUAUAAUCAGAUCAGAACUGACGUCCUGUAAAGUACUGAUGUUCAAAAAUUUGAUGUGGGUAGUGCCACUUGUCAGUUUUAGUGUCCAGAAAAUACAAAUUUUAUGUACCUUUGUGUUAACUUUACUAAAUAAAGGUCACACUUUGUUAAAGCCUUUUCUUUUCAGUUUCCAUUUUAACUUAGUAAAAUCAAUGAGAACAGAUUGAUAUUUUUCC